Molecule: messenger RNA, 2972 nt
Organism: Pteropus alecto (black flying fox)
Lineage: Eukaryota; Metazoa; Chordata; Mammalia; Chiroptera; Pteropodidae
Gene: MBOAT1
Product: membrane bound O-acyltransferase domain containing 1
Exons: 13
Coding region: 249-1730 (493 amino acids)
Biological process (GO): lipid modification
Cellular component (GO): membrane
Molecular function (GO): acyltransferase activity
Source: RefSeq, a predicted model, not a curated record
GAGGAGGGAGCGGGAAGCGGCGCGCUCGGCGCGGCCCUCCCACGGCGCCCGGGCCGCAGCGCCAACGCUAAGUUUGCGCCCCUGGAGUUGGUGUCGGGUCGCGUCCCCCCGCCUCCUCGCACCUAGGUCCCCGGGAGUGAGGCGGCCGCGCGCCCCUCGGGGCGGCCACCCACGAACACUCGGGCGGGAGGACGCCCAGUAGAGUGGCGCGGGCCGGGGCGGGGGCAGCAGCCUCUCGAAGAUGCGGGAUGGCAACCGAGCCGCCGUCCAGCCUCUCCUACCGCACCACGGGCUCCACCUGCCUGCACCCGCUCAGCCAGCUCCUAGGCAUCCCGCUCGACCAGGUGAAUUUUGUGGCAUGCCAGCUCGUUGCUUUGUUUGCCGCUUUCUGGUUUCGUAUCUACUUAAGUCCUGGUAAAACCAGUCCCGAGGCCCGGCAUGCAUUUGCCACCAUUUUUGGCAUCUAUUUUGUCAUCUUCUGUUUUGGAUGGUACUCUGUACACCUGUUUGUGCUGGUGUUAAUGUGCUAUGGAAUCAUGGUCACUGCAAGCAUAUCCAAUAUUCACAGAUACUCCUUUUUUGUAGCAAUGGGAUACCUUACGAUAUGCCACAUUAGCAGAAUAUACAUCUUUCACUAUGGAAUUCUCACUACAGAUUUUUCUGGGCCUCUGAUGAUUGUCACUCAGAAGAUCACAACCUUGGCAUUCCAAAUUCAUGAUGGACUAGGUCAAAGAGCUGAAGACCUCUCUGCUGAGCAACAUCGACUUGCUGUAAAAGUAAAACCCUCUUUUUUGGAAUACUUAAGCUACCUUCUCAACUUCAUGAGUGUCAUAGCUGGCCCUUGUAACAAUUUCAAGGACUAUAUAGCCUUCAUUGAGGGGAGACAUACACAUAUGAAGUUGCUAGAAGUGAACUGGAAGCAAAAAGAUUUCCACAGCCUGCCAGAACCUUCUCCCACUGGAGCUGUGAUACGUAAGUUGUGCAUGACCUUGGUGUCCCUCCUCUUGUUUUUGACACUCACGAAGACCUUCCCUGUCACCUGCCUGGUUGAUGACUGGUUUGUUCAUAAAGCAAACUUUCCGACUCGACUUUGCUACUUAUAUGUUGUCAUGCAAGCCUCAAAGCCCAAAUAUUACUUUGCUUGGACGUUAGCUGAUGCAGUGAAUAAUGCAGCUGGCUUUGGGUUCAGCGGAGUGGAUAAGAAUGGAAAUUUCUGUUGGGAUCUGCUUUCUAAUCUAAACAUCUGGAAAAUUGAGACUGCCACAAGUUUCAAAAUGUACUUAGAAAACUGGAAUAUUCAGACAGCUACUUGGCUAAAGCGAGUGUGCUACGAGCGGGUCCCCUGGUACCCUACAGUGCUCACUUUCAUCCUGUCUGCCCUGUGGCAUGGUGUCUAUCCUGGGUACUAUUUCACCUUCUUAACUGGAACCCUUGUCACACUAGCAGCCAGAACGGUGAGGAAUAACUACAGACAUUACUUCCUUUCUUCAAAAGCCCUCAAGUUUGUUUAUGAUUUGGUCACCUGGGCUGUCACUCAGCUGGCCGUCUCAUACACGGUGGCACCCUUUGUUAUGCUGGCAGUUGAACCGACCAUCAGUUUAUACAAGUCCAUGUACUUUUAUUUACACAUCGUAAGUCUCCUGAUAAUACUAUUUCUGCCAGUCAGACCACAAGCUCAUAUUCAAAGGUGGCCUCAGACUCUGAACUCUGUUAAGAAAAAAACAGAUUGAUACCUCCAAGAAAAGCUGGACACGGAAAACCACAAAACAUUGGAAAGAUGAGAUGAAAAGGCUCGAGGAUUCUCCGGUGACUGAGGCAACGUUUACAUGCAUCUUUUUUUUUUUUUUUUUUUAAGUGCAGGGAGUAUUUUUAUAAUGCCUUUUUAUAUGAUUAAAUUGGCCAUGUCCAGUCGAUUCAUUUUAUUAUUUUAUAGGACAUUUGAGUGGUGUGGAGGUGUGUGGAGAAUGUGCCAGAGCUGCAGAAAAGGUUCAUUUUGGGCUGCUGGGUCUUUGCUUUUCUGGCAUGGUUUCCAGCCACUGAAAUCUGGAUGUUGGGACUCCAGAAGUUAGGUGAUUGCUGAGAAGCCUUGUCAUAGGUUUCUUAAAUUAGAACAUACCCACAUAUGGUUUUUCCUUGGGAAGCUUUGAAUCCUUUGACUUGUGACAUACUGUUUUGAACACAGUAACUGCACUCAGAAGACCAUGGAGGAGCAGGGUCAUGGAGGAUGUUUUUCAGGGUCCUGAAAACCCUAUGAGCCAGGAAGACUCACCGUGAACACUUGAAUGGACUGAAAGUCAGGCAUGCCCUAAAGUAGGCUGCAUUUUUUUUUUUUCCAGGGAUUUAUCUCUUCCCUUUUUUCUUCUGAACUGAGCCAAGAUUGGAAAUCAGAAAGUCUCCUGUACAUGUAUACCAGGAGUCUAGGAAGGGCUGCUAUUUUCCAGAUGUUUUUUCAUUUCACAUGUGCCAUCUGCUUGCGCAGGGUUGACCCUGAGAAAACACCCCAGAGUUCGCACCAUCAGAGGAAGUGGAAUGUCUUCUAAGAAAAUCAUUUUUUAAAAAAGUAAAGUUAUAUAGAAGUUUGGUAAGAAACAGCAGAUAUUUUGCUCUUUUCAUAGAGGUGUACAUGCUUAUGGCCAUGAUGUACACACAGGCUGACUUUCAUUUUCCACUUUCACAGCUAAUUAAAUCUGACCUUGUAUUAGUUGAACUAUCACGUUGGAAAGCAAAAAUUGAAAGACAAUUUUCUGUCUUUGCUAGGAAUGUGCCGUGGCUUCUUUGGGGGAUUUCUAUUGGGUAAUAUUCUACGUAGGAGAAAAAUAUGGUAUUAAAUGUUGUGGAAAAUAAUGAUGAUAAUAAAUUAUAUGCUACAAUGGUGUGCUGUCAAUCAAAUGCCUUGGGAGGAGAGAGAGUUUGUUCAAAUCAGAAGGUUAAAAAUUUCUUAUGAAAUAAAAAUUGUGUUUAUAUAAAGGGAA